This is a messenger RNA of Closterium sp. NIES-65, 837 nucleotides long. NCBI's taxonomy places the organism in Eukaryota, Viridiplantae, Streptophyta, Zygnematophyceae, Desmidiales, Closteriaceae. The record is from the annotation of a GenBank genome assembly.
AUGGCUUUCUUACCCGAUUCAAGCAGUACGGUAGUUAGGCGGCAGUGGCCUUUUAACUCUCAGUCUACCGCUGCUGCACGCCCAUGGACGUCGCCUCGCCCCGUCUUGCCCCAGCCGUCUCCUCCUGGUAGUGCUUCUACCAUGGAUGAACCGAGCAGUAGCUCUGAAGCCCCUCGCCCUCCCCUUCCACGAGUGGCUGUCCCCACCUUCCCGGAGAGUAUGCGCCCGCAGGGACAGACGAAACGCAACGCGGAUGGUGAGACACCAUCCCCUCGCCAUCGUAUGACGAAGAAGGUGCGUCACGGGAUCACUGUGAAGGAAAAGCUGCACUGGCUGAAGAUGCAAGAUGCUCAGCCCGAUCUUGGGAAUCGCGCCCUGGCGAAGCUCACGAAGGUGCAGCCCUGCCAGAUCCGCGACUGGAAGAAGCUAAGGGAACGGCUGGAGGUCGCAUCUAGCUGCCGCCGUCGCCUCGUGGGCGUGGUGGUCCGUGCAAAAGAGAAGGGGUGGAUGGACGAAUCUCUUGUGCAGGACUGGAUCACCCAGGACAAGGGUGAGGUGGAGGUCCUUGACGACGUCAACGACCUCGUCGACGACGAGGUCGUCGUCAACCCGUUCUACGCCGAGGCCCCCGUGCCGCCCAAGGAGCUGCAGGCGGCAGAGGAGGAUGACGCCGCAGAGGAGGCAGCGGAGGCAGUAGAGGAGGAGUGGAACGCGCCUGAAGAAGGUGGUGAGGCGGGAGAGUGCAACGAUGACGAUGAUGACUGGUGGCGCCCUGGCCGCUACGACGGAGAGGAGUGUGAAGAGUGGAACGCAGGGGCCGAUGUGGAGGAGGAGUAG